CUGUGUAGUACCGGAAGUGGAGGGAAAUUCGAAAGGAAAAAAAAUACCGUUAUGAAUUUUACGUAAAUACUUAUUUACUAUGUUUAUUGUGUUGUGUUAUUGUAAGAGUGUGUCAGGGAUGAAAGAUGUCUAUUAUUGAGUAAAAAACAAGGGAUUUUUUGCGUGUUUAAACGCCUGGGCUGUAUCAUAGGAUUCCAUCUCAUGUCGCUAGCUCGGUUGCUAACAAACAUGGCUUGGCGUUUUUUUAUUUUCUUCAAUGCAGAAGAUGCUGUUUUACCUUUUUGUUGCUUUAUUUGUUAAAAUAAUGUACACGUUCGUGUUUGCUACGUAACUACAUGCUUUCUAUGCCAUCACCGCGCCGCAAGACGGGAAUUUCAUGGGAAAAUUAUCUAGAAACGAUCUAAGUGUGUAGCAACUUAGCUUCAGGGUGUGCUCGUGUCAAAUAUGACCAGCUGCAGCGAUGUGAAAAGCAGAAACCGCGGAUCUCAGAUCAAUCUCCAGACAUGGAGGUGAAGCUCGAGGUGCUGUUGUCGUCCAGCAUCAAGAGGAGAAAACCAUGGCCGAGAUUUUGCUGGCUGGGAAAGGAGAGGGAAGGUGUCUUCCUACUGGAUGACAAUCGGAUCAGUGAGAUCAACUUACACACAGGACAGACUAAAAAGAAGAUCCCAAAACUGCAACAAUUGCUGCCAAGAGUCCUGACAAUGUCCAGCUCUCAAAAUGGCAUGUGGCUGUCUGGUAUAUUGAUCUCUGGAGAGGUGUUUCUAUGGAACAGAGACAAAGAUUCUUUAAAGAUGGUCCCCUCUGUGCCUGCGGUGUAUGAGCUGGCCUCUGCUGCUAAAGCAACCUCAACGUGCCUGUCUUUGCUUGUCUCGGGGGACGGACGUAGGGUUCUUGUGGCAUCUUUAACAGGACAGAUUUUCCUCUGGGAAUGCAUCGUGCCUCAGGAUCUAAACAACUUUCGGGAUAACAAUGUCAAAGGACGCUGGAGUCAGGUGGAGCCCUCAGAAAAUUCACGGCUCCCUUCCACUAAGGAUAAGGAAGCAUGUCUUCACUGUCUGUUCGUCCAGAGUCAGUCUGUAGGUGAUGUGUGCCUGGGUGCUUUCAUCUUCACUAGUGGUGAGGAGCUGAUUGUCACCUUCCUGAAGAUUGAAUGGGAGGAGACAUUGAAAAACAGUUUGAAAGAAUACAGCGUCAACUGGCUGACUAAGUCCUACACUCUCAGCCAACUAGUGCCUCCAUGUCGGCCUGUGAAGUCCAGAGGAGCCCUAGUACCGGCAUACUCACCUGAUGGAAAACUACUAGCAAUAAUUCUUAACCAAAAAGACCCAAGGGCUACUCAGGUAUUAUUCAUAAGCACGCAGAAUUUUGUGACCAUAUCCAGCUCACUGGGAGGUUGUGGCAGUAAAAAGCUCUCAAUCCCACCCAAAUAUGUGAGGUCAUACUGGGUGAGCUGUGUGAGUUGGAUGCCAGAAAGUCUUUAUCUGGCCUGUAUACUGAAGAGAGGCUCUGUCCUGAUGCUGGGCCGCUUAGCAGGACUGGUCUCUCUCUCCACGAGUGGCUGUGACAUCGAGUUUGGUCCUGCACACUUCCUGCCUCUUCAUCCAUUAAUCACUUACAGACCACCAGUGACUUCACAGCCACCAGACGAUGCGUCCAGUUCCAGCGUGUCUCUGCAUGAUCCGAUGAGACAGCGUUACUCUGUUACCUGGCACCCGAGGCUGCCUUACCUUAUCGUGUCUGACGGCUACAUGGUGACAGUGCUGAAUCUGCCCAGCUGCGCUACCUCUUCCAAGCUGAUGAGCAGCUUCCUGAUGGAGAUGACUCAGGCGCUGGAGAGAGCACGCAAGAUCAUCCACUCAGAGCUGCCACAGGUGAAGUCCAGAAUGGAGUCCAUGUCCACUCUGAAGUUUACAUCCAGUCUGUUGGCACUUAAGCGAAAGGAGACGCCUGAGUCGACACUGCCUCUGUUUUUACGAGAUGGAGGAAGCACAGGAGGCUCAAGACUGAUGACCGAAAGGUUUGAGGACAAUGAUGACGACUCAGACGAAGGUCAUGGUGCCAGGUCGUUUAUGGAUGAUGGGGGCCGACUAGAAUUCGCCUCGAUGUUUGACACCCUACACGCCCAGUCCCAGGUUGAGUUAGAAGAUUCAGAUGCUGAUUUCUCAGCCCUUUUGGAGCAACUGACCAGGGCAGAGCGGAGCUUGCUAACCGCCUGGGCUUUCUGUGUUUCCCUUGAUGGUGAAACGGAUCAGAGCGAGCGUGUGCUGAAAUACAUCAUCUCAAGCGCUGUUCGUUUGGCUCACCUUCUCCGUAUCGCUGGUCCAUUAAUAAAACCUCACAAACGAGAUAGUGUGUUUGAAAUUUACAGGUCUCUGCUCUCCUUUCUGCCAUGGUGUUCCCUCCAUAAAGGUGGCCCCAGCUGCUUAGUGGUCGUCUCAGAUCUCGCCCGACAGUUUGUUCAUCUUUUUCUCCCUUCAUCUUCGCCCACCGUUUGUUCCUCUGAGAACUUCUUGGCAGCUCUUAUUGUCAUCCGGGAAGCAUCCAUAAUUCUGGACCUGACAUAUAGUCUACCUCAGAAGGCAGUGUUUCAAGCAAAACACAAUCUUUGUCCCUCAGAUAUCUUCUCCAUUCCAUUGUUGCAGGAUGAUGUGUGUGCUAAAACUGUUACCUCUCAGAUAUCCGGGUUAAACAGGCCAUCAAAUAGAUUGGUGGCGAUAUGGCGAGAUAUCUACAAAGAAGCUGUGCAGUACCAGGAUCAGUUGCAAAGCAAUAAAAGUUUAGCCAGUCAAAAUAAAGAACUUGAGAACAUGUCUAAGGUCCUUUCUCAGAUCCAAAUAUCGCUACAAGGAGCUGGAGACCAUCUUGAGGAAAGUCCUGCCUUGUACAGGAUAACAGGAGAGGAACAUUUCAUUUCUGGUGAGUACAGUGAGUGCAUCCAGGUUUGGCGAGAACAGCUGUGGGAGGAGAGGAUGAAAGCUGGGCCGAGGACAGUCUUCCUGGAGACGCGCUACUGUCUGGCUCUUCUGUUUGGCCUGCUGUAUCAGUAUAGGCUGAGGGAGGCUCAGGCCUUUUGUGACACCAUGGCCAAGCAGAUACUGACUUCAGAAGAUACAUUAGCGAUGCCCAUAGAAGGGGCUGGUUUUGAGUCGUGGCUUCCUCAGCAGGUGAAUAGCGAGGCCGCCUGUGCGGUGGUCCAGUCUCUCGGCAGGUUCAUGGCGUCCUACUUCACCAACCAGCCGCUAGCCAUCUUGCCCCCACACAACGUAGAAAUCCUGCCUCCGUUACAUCUGACACAGUCGACAGGGAGACGCACAGUGGCUCUAAGUCAGUCACAGGUGACAGCCGCAGUGAGGUCGCAGCAUCUCUCGGGCGUGUGGACGGUGGAGUAUGCUCUGGAGCUCCUCCUGCUGGGUGGGCUGUUAACUGAGGCAACAUGGUUGGCUCAGAGUUUGGGUGACUGGAAGAUGGCGGCGUCUCUUGGUCUGACUUAUACCACAUACUGCAGACUGCACUAUGAUUUCAGCAGGUUAAAAUGGAGAGAGUUGCACCUUCCGGCGGAGUUACAGCCUGGAUUUAUCUUUCUGACUCAGCUGAAGUCAUUAUUAGCCUGCAAAGUUUUAUCUGACAAAAAAGAUACGACAUUUGAAAGCCUCCCAGAUAUCGUGGAGGUCGGAGACAUGGAACUGCUCCACGUGUCUGCACAGGAGAUCCUGAAGGCUUCGGCCAUGGCGGAGGUGGACGUCGUGUCACAGCCUCUCACUAAGCUGUUGGAAUCUGCCAAGGAGCUUGCGUCUUCGUUCACUGCUCUGGUUCCUUCUGCGUUCUACCUCCCUGCGCCUCCUUUGUACUGUCCACAGCCUGCUCCAAACACACAGGACUCCAUUAGUGACAUCUUGUUGGCUUUGGAGAGGGAGUUACGCUGCCAGGUAGCUGCCGUGUUACAGCGAGUGCUGCUGCUAUUCAGAGCUGCUCACUGCUCCCGCCCAGCUGUGCAGUGGUACAUCAGCAGCCUGCGUCGAUGCCGUAGGCUCUUUCGGAAGGUCAGGAAAGGAAGCGGUCAUCCUAAAGAUGAAUUUCCAGAAGGUUUGAAGAAGUUCACUAAUCGCCACGGGUUUUUCAGCUUGGGGUCCAAAGACAUGGACAAUGUCGUCAUACAAACAAUAGCGUCCUUUAGGGAAUUAUGUGGGCUAUGCUGGAUGCUGCAUGUUCGGGACCAGCUCACAGUCUCCUGUAGAAGGUACCAAGCUGCAAGGAACAAGACUAAAGACUCUCAGGUUAUGGAUAAAUGCGUGCAUGAAUUGCGUGAGGGGGUCCUGCGCUGGGCUUGCCGCUUGAUGCCUUUCUCUCGCUUUCUUAAUGGAGAAGAGACAUUACAAGACUUAGUGCUCAGCCUUGUGUCCGAAUUACCCGCUCUUCCAAUGGUGGCAGAAAUCUUAGUUACGGUGUUUCCUGACGAAGAGGAAUCCGUCCGGGUGCCUCUGAGAGAGAAAUACACUUUACUGCUGCAGAGGUUAAGAUCCAGCACUGUACAGGGUUCUACUUCGCUACAAGCCACACAGGCCAGUAGUACACUAAAGGAAGAAGAGGGUGUGACAAUGGUGUUGCUGAUUCAGGAGCAGCGGAGGCAAUGGGUUCGACAGGGGCGCCGUCUGGCAAGGAGCAAGAUCCCACCAGAGCUGUAUAUCUGGGAGAGGGAGGAAGAGGAUGAGCGGGUCGGAGCCAACACCUUAUUUGACCGCUUCUCACUGUGCACUAGCCUGAGUAACAGCACACUCACAGACUCGGAGCGCCCCCCAAUAGGCAGUGAUGCUGACACUGUUGAUACACUGUCAGAACCUCAUUCACCAAAACUCCGGGACAGGCCUGAUUAUAGCUCUGCGUCGCCCAAACCUCAGAACACUUUCAAAUCAAAAGAUGGAGAAAAAAGAGACCGAACACAACAAGAACCUAAAAGUUUCGGCUUACCCUCUGUGGGGACAUGGAUUUUUGAGCUUGAAGACGAGGAGUAUCUUUGCUUUUUGGAGCUUUUCUUGAGCUACGUGUUGGAGAAGGACGGCCUGGACACGGAGGAAUCUGAGCUCCCUUUGCUGAGUAGCUUUUCAUCACGUCUGCGUGACCGAGAGCUUUACUCUGAUGCUUUUGACAUGCUGACAGCGCUCAAAAGACGACAGGCUGGCCGGAAGAAGGGUGUUCAGCUUCCUGUGUUCCGCGCUGGUGGUUGCUUUCGCAUGCUUCCUGAGACUCCAGAGCCGCUGCCCUCUAUCGGCCCUCCUCCAUCUGUUCUCAGUGAAAAUCGCACUGCUCAGACCAGCACUGGAGCGUCGCCCUUUUCUGGAAAACAGCCAGGUCUGUUUAGCCUUCGACAACAGAAAGCGUUACCUCUCAGACAGAAUGUAAUCACCCAGGAAUAUAGUUCGAUUCGUAACUUAAACCCAGGGAUCCCUCAAAUGGAGCGCUGUAAGACAAUCUCCUGCCCUGAUGUGGACCUGCAGCUGGAGCUGGACUCCAAAUUAGAGGUAGACUUUCCCCAGCUGGCCAGGCUGCUGGAAUGGAUGCUGCGCUGGGCGGAUAGAAGUGUCCUACUCACUCACUCCAGCAAGAAGAUGGCAGGCGGUGGUGGUGAUCCAGUAAUGAUUAGGGCUAAAGCCUCAGCUCCUGCAGUGCUCUCUGCUCUGAGGCUAUUGGAGAAGAGAUAUACUAAAGCUCUAUUGAGGACUGACAAGCAGUAUACUCAGAUUAAGGUCCCAGAAAGGGAAGCUCAAGCCACUCUGGCUCCGGUUAUGCCACAUGAGUUAGGCUGGAAGCGUGAGAGAGAGAGCAGCGUGGAUACUGGCUAUCCGUCCGCCUCAGGGGGUACUCCCAUCACCCUGCCUGAUCUGGACCCUCAGCAUGGACGCACGUCUGCGCCAUGUGAGGGUGAUAAGUUUCAGGAUGAGCGGAGUCUUUCUCAUCUGUCUGGGCGUGAGGACACGAUCUCUGACCUGGAGUUAAAUGGACAAAGUGUUGGAAGAGUGAAUGAGCCACUCAUAGUGGCUGAGUUGGACACUGACCGUAGUAGUGUGGAGAUCCUGGAGGAGUCUUCAGUUGAGCCAAAUAUUUCAUUACGGAUAAGAACAAAGAGCGAAACGCUUAGACCCAGGGACCAGACAUUAACAUUGGCGGAUUUAGAAAACUCCAAGACAUCCGAUGACUCCUGCGAAUCUCACUCCACGGACAUUGGCUCGUUGGAUAUUGAACCUGCAGAACCGAAAAGGGAACCAGAAAAUAGUCCUGUACGUGAGGUUCCUAAACCUGAACCUGUUCAGCGGAGAAAGCAGCAGCUUCCAGCCAUGUCAAAUCCUUUACCAGAACCAGCGACUGUAAGCCAUCCUCAAACAGUCCAGAAUGGAGAAAACAUCCCCCCUGGCCCAGUCAGACAGCUGCUCCAGGAUGAGCUUUUCCGAUUAGUACAACUGCAGCAAAUAAACUUCAUGAGUCUUAUGCAAAUGGUGGGAGCGUCCUUCGCCAACCUGCCCCUCUCCCACAGCAACCCACUGCUCUCACAACUCGGUGUUCCUGCAGUGCAACCCACACAACCACAAGCUCAACCCACUGUGGCUCAGUCCUCAGAGCCUCCUCCCCCUACCACCCAAAACACAAGAUUAGAGAAUAAACCAGAUACCAAUUCUGAGCUACAGAACAGGAAAUCCAGAGCUGCUGAUCAAAAGUGGAUGGAAGCAAACUCUGUACUGAGUACUCCUGAGGAAAUGAGUAGACCCAAUCCUCAGCCGCAGGAACUCCGACAGCUGACGAUUCGUUCUGAUUGGUCACGGAACAGCCAGGAAGACAGAAGUCAUUUUAUUCCAACCUCUCAAGGACUUCUUACCACAAUGGACAAUCAGGCCCCGCUGCAGGCGAACCAGCAAAAUCGUCCCUUUGAAAAGACUGUUCCCUUCUUACAGGGGCUUAGACUUCUCCGCUUGCCCCCUCCUCAAUCUCCUCCUGCCCAAGUCAGAGAGGCCUGGGGUCCUAAUCAGCCAAAGUCGACCAUGUACAGGAGUUCUGAGAGUUAUAUGGGGCGUGCUGAACCAACAACACAACCCUUAAAUUGGAAUCUGAAUCAGUACAACACACAAACUCAAUCUUACACUUCAUCAGACAGAGGGAAGGAAAGGGAUGCAGUCCAUCUGCCCCCUGCUCACAGCAGGCCAGAUAUGCGCCUGCCCUUGCUCCAUUUACCCCCUGACACCCAGGUUCGACCCAUCCAGCUUCCCCAGAUUCAGCUGCCUGUCCCAAUGAGGCUGGAAACAGCGGGGACCUUUGCCAAACCACAGCUACUACGUGUUGAGCCUGAACCAUCUCGUAACGGUUUCAGAUAUAGCACACCUCCUCUCCCUGUUCCUCGGUUAAUCCCUCUGGAGGAGCUGAUGGCCUGGGCUGCAGGAAAUAAGCAGGAAGUGAACUCUAACCCCCGACUCCGACUCCUCAAAGCAGACACAAUAACGCAGAGCAAACUCGCAGCCACGCCCUCCAGCAAACGGCUGAAAAGGCGAGAAGAUAAAAAGAAAGAGGGAAAGGUUGUGUCCUUCAGAUCGGAUGAUUCCAUAAUCCCCCCAUCUCAGGAGUCUGAAGAAGACAAAUCUACUCCAGAUGAUGCCUAUGCCAUUCCUUUAGGUUCCUUCAAGUCAAUGUUAACCGGUCAGAGGCUCCUGGCUGAAGCUCAUGUCACAUCAGCAGAGCUUCAUGCUUUCGCAUCCACACACAAGCGACCUCCUGAAAUCCAGGAUGCCUGCACCAACACAGACCCUACAUCACCUCGCAGCACCACCGAUAAAGCUGUUACAGCUCAGCUUCCUGUGUGUCAGUCUUCAUCUGCACGUGCUGGACAUGAGGAUAUUAAUGUCGCUCCUAGUGUUCCCAUCGAGGUGUGCCUGAACAUUCACUCCACUGAGGAAAUGGUUCCAGAUAAAGCAGAUAUGAGUGCUCAUGGCCAAGAGAUCAUCAGUGUGACCGAUCUGGAGGAUGACUCUGUAUCCCAAACCCCUGUCCAGCGCCAAUCUCUUUCUCCACCCACAUCUGCUCAGCUUCACCUUCUAGCAGCGUCUGUGGUCAACUCAACUGAGACCGGAACGGAAGCGCACACUAAUGAAUCGCCAGGUUACUCAGUAACAUUCACUCCUCCUGCACUUGUGCUCUCAGUGCCAGAGCCCAUCGGAGAUUCAGUCACAGAAAAGAUGCUGACCGAAUUCGACACUCAACAUCAGGUUAAGUCAGGGGGCCGCUUAGCAGACCAUGCGUUUUCUCGCAGACAGGUUUCGUCUCAUCUCUCCGAGAUGGAUGCCCGACUGGCGGCCCUCCAGAGCAUUGCUGAUCAAAUGGACAAAGAAUUUGCCGACACCAGGCUGCUGGUAAAUAACAUAGACGCUCUUAGACCCGUUAUGGCGGCCAGUGUGGAAGAGGAGCCUCAUUCCAGCAUGCAGAGAGUUACAAAGGAAGCAAAGAGACACACAGCUCGAGUGACCAUGAAUGAAGAGGACGAACAGCAGGGGGAGAGACGAUUUUUGACUUCCACACCAAGAGGUAUUUUUCCAAGUGUUUGGAGAGGGCGUUCAUCUUUAGACUCAGCCUCACUGUUCACACAGAACCCGGUCCAACAAGACCACGUUAUCCCUACAGUGACAUCUGAUCAACCUAUUGGAGAACUGAGCCAAGAAUUGACUGGAUCACUGAUGGAGAAUUCAGACCUACUAGAUGAAAACAUUUUGUGUAUGACUGGACUGAGUGAUGUUGCGGACAUCUUGGAAGAUUUGGUGAAAAAAGAGGCGCUCUCACCCUACGCAUUCCAGCACUCUCCCUCCAUGACUGGGACGAGAAGCAAGCCAGAGGUGCAGCAGAAGAGAGCCAUGAUGGAGGAGGAAAGGAAGGAGCUGAGGACGUGGAUGAGGAGGAAGCAGCGAGAGAGACUGGUCGAGUACCACAAACAGAGGCAGGAGAAGAGAGAAGGGGAACGCGUUCCCUUUAGACCUCCUAAGCAAAUGAACAUGUCCUCUAGAGACCUGGAAAUUAACAGGAAAGUCAAAGAGGAGAGAAACAAGGCAGCUCUUCUGGAGCAUCACUCCCAGAGAGCACAUGAGGCUUGCAGUCUUAUCACAGACAUGCUUAGUACCCCGCUCAUCCUCCCUGGUCCUUCCAACAGCACGACCAAGACCCAAGAUUCUAGGCCUAGGUUUAGGACGCAGUCAAAAGGGUCUCUUAGAAAAAGCCCUAAAAGCCAAAGAGGGCAAGCGCACUCCGUUCCAUCGUUCGGGAAAACAGUGGUACUGCAGAAGAGAGGUGCAUCAGCUCCACCUGUGACCCUGAGCAGGAAAUUUGGACUCCAUAGGCCAGUGAGCGCACUUCCUGGCGACCGGCUGUCGCAGGUCACACGGCGAGGCAUGCUGACUGACCUGAGAGAUAGACCGAGGCCACAGACAACCAUCCAGCUCCCCAAAUCUGGGCUAAAUAAAUCCUCAGUGGAGCUGAAAACUGUAAGAGAGUUAGAGGAGUCAAUGUUAGAGGACGAAGAGGAAAGAGAUGUUGUAAGUCCGUGGGAUGUUCCUCUUGAGAUCCGCAGAAUUCUUGCGCUUGACAACCGAGUCAAGUCACAGGGCUUGGUGGAGAACGACGAUGAUUGGCUGGAGGCCCUUUCAGAAAGCACCGGCAGCAUUUUGAGUAAGAUAGAUUGGGCGGCCAUAGAGCGGAUAGCGGCUGAAGAAGGAGACGUUUGAGCUGAUUCAAUAAGAAUAAAGCUUAAAAAUCUAAAACAUGUUACAAAAGCAUUAAUGGUGUGUGCUUUGAUGAGUUUACAGCACUUGUUAGCAUUGAUUUUUGCUUGUAUAUAUAAAUAUACUGUAUAAGGGAGUGUAUGUGCACGGUAAACGCAUUUGUAGCAUUUUAAUAAACUGUCAGGUACACUUUAUCAAAUGCUGUAUAUUUUAAAUAUAAAAGUACACAUAAUGAAAUAGACUUGUGUGCUUGAUGUAUAUAUUUUUUAUUUAUAUUUGAUUUAUCCUACAUUUAGCAUGGUGUGUAAAUAAUUCGAUUUGACUGUGUAUAUUUAAU
Clarias gariepinus (North African catfish) is the source of this 10080-nucleotide messenger RNA. RefSeq names its product ciliogenesis and planar polarity effector 1 (gene cplane1). Gene Ontology annotation, molecular function: protein binding. Gene Ontology annotation, cellular component: ciliary transition zone. Gene Ontology annotation, biological process: cilium assembly. Bases 504 to 9746 code for a protein of 3080 amino acids. The transcript is spliced from 53 exons. Lineage: Eukaryota; Metazoa; Chordata; Actinopteri; Siluriformes; Clariidae. The record is from RefSeq and is a predicted model, not a curated record.